Messenger RNA from Solanum pennellii, 720 nucleotides. RefSeq lists its product as uncharacterized. The transcript is spliced from 3 exons. The record is from RefSeq and is a predicted model, not a curated record. NCBI's taxonomy places the organism in Eukaryota, Viridiplantae, Streptophyta, Magnoliopsida, Solanales, Solanaceae. The coding region runs from base 1 to 720 and encodes 239 amino acids.
AUGCCUCUACAAAGACUUGUUAGAGGUUGCCAAUCUAUGAGAAAUACCGAGGAACAAAGGGUACCUAAUGCGCUAGAAGUUCAACCUCAAGGAGAGGUCACCCAUGCUGAAUUCCGUGAAGUUAUCCGGAGAUCAAGUCAAGUUGCGACCUAUCAAGUUGGGCAGAGAGAUAAUUGGCAGGAAGUAGCUGAUACUUUAAGGAUCCAUGAGCAUUUAAGGAUAAACCCUCUAAGCUUCACAGGUUCAAUUGUGACUGAGGAUCCGGAGAACUUCAUUGAGGAGCUGAAAAAUAUAUUCGAUGUAAUGCAUGUUGUAAGACGUAGAGGGGCUCUGAUGAGGAGUUUAAUUCCCCGUGAGUUGCAAGAGGCAAAAAUAAGAGAUUUUCUCACCCUUAAUGCGCAAUCUAUGAGUGUUCAUGAGUACAAUCUGAAGUUCACUCAACUUUCUCGCUAUGCUCCGGAGAUGGUUGUGGACUUGAAGAGAAAGAUGAGUCUAUUUGUUGUUGAGUUGUACCGUCGAUCAAGAAAGGAAGGCAAGAAAGCUAUGUUGAUAGGGGAUAUGAACCUAGGUCUCAAAGAUAAACCUGCAUAUUCUCAAGGAAGUAUGGCACAAAGCGAUAGUAAGGCUCUUGCAUGUGCUUGGUGUGGUAGAAACCACCAAGUAAUUGUUGUGAUGGGCAGGCAGGUUCCUUCAAGUGUGGAAAAGAUAGUCACUUUUUGA